AUGGCGAGGAGCUGUGCGGAGCGGGGUCAGUGCUACUGCUCUCCAGCAGGGGGCACAGUGGAGUUCUGCCACCGCCUGCCACUGUUCCUCCACCAGCAGGCGUAUCGGGAGGGCGAGGAGCAGCAGUGUGUGCUCCCGACUCCUCCGCUGUCCCUCAGUCACCCGUGCCUAUGUGUGGAGCCCUGCUACUACAUCCACAUCGCCCACCCGGGGCCCACAUCGGCGGACAGACCUCUGCCCUGCACACACACACACUGCUGCCCCCGCGGGGUCUCUAAACUGCUGCCUGCCGCAGGACUCACACUCCCGCUCCCGCACACAGCCUACUGCUGCCUCUGCCCGACUGGCGGACUCACCUACACCUUCCAGACGCUGCCCGAGAUGGUCUGCUCCUGCUCCUGCUCCUUCAGCUGCUCCACCUGCAGACGCUCCAGCAGAACAGAGGUUCCUCCAGACGCUCCUGUGCUCCUGCUUUCUCCAGGAUGUCCCAGCAUGCCCCAGGUGAACCGGUCCGCCAGAGAGUGUCCUCAGAACUCCAAACCCUCGGGCCACAGAACCGCUCGGAGACUCCGUCCAGCAGGGGGCGCUCUGAGGUGCAGGCCGACCCGCAGACCAGACACCAACGGCUGGAGGCCAGUAGGAGCGUCCACGCAGAGGGAGCUGCUCAUGGCGGGGGAUGAGCAGACGGUCCUCCGGCAGUGUUAUGACAGUGUCCAGCGGGAUGGAGAGCUGAUCCGGGUUCGAGACACGGUGCUCCUGAAGUCUGGACCGCGCAGGAAAACACUGCCGUACGUGGCCAAGAUCUCCGCCCUGUGGGAGGAGCCCAGAACAGGAGAGCUGAUGAUGAGUCUGUUCUGGUACUACCGGCCGGAGCACACACAGGGAGGCAGAGAUCCCAGCAUGCACUGCGAGAAGGAGAUCUUCGCCUCUCGGCAUCAGGAUGAGAACAGUGUGGCCUGCAUUGAGGAGCGCUGCUACGUGCUGCCGCUAGCACAGUACUGCAGGUUUUGUGCCCUGGUCAGGCGUGGUGUGGAGGGUAUGUGUGAGCGUGUGCCACUGGUGCCCCGCUGCUCUGCCAUCUCUGUCCCGAAUCACAGAACUCUGCCCAGCGGCGUGGACCCACAGCUUGUGUACCUGUGCCGACACGUGUACGACUACCGAUAUGGACGCAUCCUCAAGAACCUGCAGUGACCAUCAGGGAGCUCUGCGCUUCUGCUGCAGACACUCAAACCUACCGCUCUGUGUCUCACUGGAGGUUUGGCUGAAUCUGUUCAAUGCCUGUCACCUACACUGGACACUACUGAGGAAACACUGACCUUUCCUUAAUCAUCUCAGUGGAGCUUUCCACAGGUGUGUGUUUCUCUGCAGCAGAACGGGUCAUAGUGUGUAAACUCAGCACAACACAUCCUUAUUCUACACUCCUCUCUGCUGAAAUAAUGAGAGAGAAACUCCAGGAUGGUGUUAUCAAGACUUCCAGAAAGAGGAGAACAAUAG
Danio aesculapii is the source of this 1494-nucleotide messenger RNA. RefSeq names its product bromo adjacent homology domain-containing 1 protein-like. Bases 1 to 1191 code for a protein of 396 amino acids. The record is from RefSeq and is a predicted model, not a curated record. Gene Ontology annotation, molecular function: chromatin binding. Lineage: Eukaryota; Metazoa; Chordata; Actinopteri; Cypriniformes; Danionidae. The transcript has 7 exons.